AUGGCACUACCGAUCCCGUUCCCUAGUCCGCCGCCGGCCACGACGAAACGACGCGGCACUGUGCCCAGGGUCAGCACGUGUUGCUUCAACGACCCAGAGAUGAAGCGGCGGCGGCGGGUGGCGGGGUACAAGGCGUACGCGGUGAAGGGGAAGGUGAAGGCCUCGCUCCGCCGGGGGCUCCGGUGGUUCAAGCGCAAGUGCUCCAGCAUCUUCCAUUUCUGA
Triticum turgidum subsp. durum (durum wheat) is the source of this 222-nucleotide messenger RNA. NCBI's taxonomy places the organism in Eukaryota, Viridiplantae, Streptophyta, Magnoliopsida, Poales, Poaceae. The record is from the annotation of a GenBank genome assembly.